Molecule: messenger RNA, 1599 nt
Organism: Alternaria incomplexa
Lineage: Eukaryota; Fungi; Ascomycota; Dothideomycetes; Pleosporales; Pleosporaceae
Exons: 2
Coding region: 1-1599 (532 amino acids)
Biological process (GO): glycolytic process; intracellular glucose homeostasis; glucose 6-phosphate metabolic process
Cellular component (GO): mitochondrion; cytosol
Molecular function (GO): glucokinase activity; ATP binding; mannokinase activity
Source: RefSeq, a predicted model, not a curated record
AUGGCGUCAGAUGAUCACCAGGACGAUGCGCCGGCUGCGAUUCAAGCUUUGACCGGCUUUAUCAAUACGAGCACUUUGCUUGAUCUGGCGCUUCAAUUCUCGGCUACCUACACUCACCUCGCCAAAUCCUCCACUGAGCACUUCCUAGUCACACCAGUCACGGCGCUCCCCACGGGCAAAGAGAAGGGAAAAUUUUUGAGCAUCGAUGUUGGUGGCACGAAUCUGAGAGUCGGCUUCGUUGAGCUAAUCGGAGAGCCAGAUGGCGGCCCAGAGGAUGAGCGGACACGCAGCAGCACUGUCGGGGAGAACGUGUUUUCACAGAUCAAGAGGAGUCAUGACAAGAAUUGGCCGAUUGAGGAUCACUUGAAGAUGGACCAAGCCGAGGACUUGUUUGCCUGGAUUGGUGACUGCAUCGCUGAGGUUGUCAAGGACGCUCUCAAGGAACAGGAGACCACGGAAGACGUCACGUCUCCUCUAGGUGAUGAGGUUUUGCUCGGUAUCACUUUCAGCUUCCCAAUGGCACAAACGCGUCUCUCAGAAGCGACGCUACUGCCGAUGGGCAAAGGGUUCGCCAUCACAUCGGAUCUCAAUCUAGGAAAGAUGCUUUUGGCUGGCUAUGCGCGAUACUGUGACAUAGAUGCUACAUCAGAUCAGCUCAAGCACUCCAAGUCACAACUGCCAAGGAUACGGGUAGCAGCCAUUACUAACGACACAGUAGCGACGUUCGCAUCUCUAGCCUAUGCGGCCAAAGCGGCCCCCAACAGCCGCGUAGCCAUGGGCCUCAUCGUCGGCACUGGCACCAAUGCCACCGUACCAAUGAAGCCCGAAAAUCUGCACCCCGACAAAAGAAGCGUACUUCCAGAUCCCGAUGCUACGAAAACAGUGGUCAUCAACACAGAGUGGACCAUCCGUGGCACCGACAAGCCGCUAGUCGACCUGAACAUCAGGACACCAUGGGACAUGACACUAGACGCCAACAGCGACGCACCAGGCUUCCAACCGUUCGAGUACAUGACCUCCGGGCGGUAUCUCGGUGAGAUUGUACGCUUGGUGUUCGUCGACGUCGUGUCAAAGGAGGAAGGCGUACAAAUACCGUCAUCGCUGAUGCUGAAGAAUGCCCUGCCGACACGCUUCCUUUCCGAAGUCGUUGCGCGAAAGGGCGGUCGUAUCGUACAAGGGGAGCUCGAAAGCAAAUACCCAGACGCAAACUCGGAUGAUUUCUUCUGGACUGUCGAUAAGGUGGAAUUGAUACGGGAUAUCGCCGAGGCUGUGCAACAGCGCUCUUCAGCUCUCAUUGCUGCCGCAUGUGUUGGACUGCUGAACUGUGUGGGUGACGUCGCGCUAGACAAACAGCAAUCUCCAAGCAACGGCACCAGUGCAAAGGGCAAACGCGAAAUCGAGGAACUGGUCAUAGCGUACGCUGGAGGAACUAUAUCACAGUAUCCAAAGUGGCUGCAGACAUGCCAGCAAUGGAUAGACGUCCUUGUCGAGGAGGGUUCAUCAUCAAACAAGAACAAGCAAGUUACACUCAAGGAGGCCAAGGACGGAGGAAUUGUUGGCGCAGGGGUACUUGCAGGUAUGACAGACGAGAUAGUGUAA